AUGAAGAAGAUAAUUUGUCCAUAUGCUGACUGUAAGAAUGAAAUAGCCUGGGACUACGACGAUGCUUUUAAAGUGAAGGAGCACUUAGUAACUCGUGGAUUUAUGGACGAGUACGAAAUAUGGACACGUCAUGGCGAAGAACAAGUGGACGGGCCUAAAAAUGUAGUUCCGACACAAGUUGAAGACAUGGUGCAUGACGAUGGUUCUGUUGAGGACAAAAACGACCUAGAGGAAAUGUUACGUCAUGCAGAACCCGAGGUGCUGAUGGGGUCGGCUAGAGGGUUAAAUAACUUUGAAGCUUUACAGAAGGCAGGAAAGGAAGUUUUGUACGAUGAGUCGAAGGACUGUGACAGUGAGUUUACAACACUACGGUCAGUUCUUGAACUUAUGAGGUUAAAGGCGAGACAUGGAUGGUCUAAUACCAGUUUCGAUAGUUUGUUAGAACUUCUGCAGAAAAUGCUCCCAAGGCCUAACUCACUACCAUUCAGCACAUAUCAAGCAAAGAAACUCAUAUACCCCCUUUCACUUGGUGUGGAAAAUAUUCAUGCGUGCGUAAAUCACUGCGUACUGUACAGGAAAGAGUAUGCUUCUUUAGAUGAAUGUCCAACAUGUGGUGCUAGCCGGUACAAAUCGAAUAGCAAUACUGGCCUAGAACCGUCUGACACAACUGAGGGAUGGCAGAGAAAAAUCCCGCAGCUUGUGAUGUGGUACCUUCCUGUCAAAGACCGCAUUAAACGGAUAUACUCAAACCCACGAGAUGCGGAACUAAUGCGCUGGCAUGAAGAAGGGCGCAAGAAGGAUGGGAUGAUUCGACACCCGACAGAUGCUCGUCAAUGGAUAAACUUUGAUGCUCAGUACAGAAAGUUUGCUAAAGACCCACGGAACAUUAGAUUUGCCCUGAGUACUGAUGGAGUUAAUCCUUUUGGAGACAUGAGCAGCUCACAUAAUAUGGCUGAUUUAUGGAAAGAGGGAUUGAAAGUGUGGGACGAGUACUUAAGGGAAUACUUCACAGUGAAGGCCAUCAUCUUCGUGACCAUUAACAAUUAUCCAGCAAUGUUUUCAGUUUCAGGUCAAAUUAAAGGUAAAACAAGAUGUGUGAUCUACUUGAAUGGAACGUACUAUAGGUAUCUCCCAGGUUCCAACAAGCUUGUGUACAUGCGGCACCGGCAGUUCCUACGCACAAAUCACAAGUACCGCAAGAUGAAGGCGGAGUUCGAUGGCACUGAAGAGACUGAUCCUGCACCCAAACCAACCUCGGGAGAAAAGGUGUGUGCAAUGACAGAGAAAAUUGUUUGCGAGUUUGGAAAAGUGACUAAGAAACCAUCAAAGGGGACAAAGCGCAAGAAACCCAAGAAGAAUACGAAACAAGGGGAUAGUAAGAAGCAAGAUGAUAGUUCGAAGCCAGAUGAUAAACUCCCUCCUCCAUUCAAGAAGCAUCCCAUAUUUUUUAAGUACCUCCCGUACUGGAAAGAUCUGGAGGUUCGGUAUGCCAUAGACGUCAUGCAUCAAGAGAAGAAUGUGUUUGACAACAUAGUUGGAACAUUGUUGGACAUGCUGAAGAAGACUAAAGAUGGUCUGCAAUCAAGGAUGGACCUACUCGAGAUGGGAAUCAGGGAAGAGUUACACCCUCAAGAAGGAGAAAAGAAUGGCAAAAUAUAUCUUCCACCAGCCUGUUUCACACUAACACCUGAGGAGAAGAAGUCAUUUUGCAACUCACUCCGUGAUCUCAGAGUGCCCAUAGUGCCGCAGAUGGUUGCGCUUGGCCUAUUGUACCUCCAUCAAAUGUGCUCAUACGAGCAUUACAUGGCGGUUUUGAAGAGUUACGUCCGAAAUCGUGCACAUCCAGAGGGAUCAAUGGUUGAGGGUUAUAGUACUGAAGAGGUUGUCGAGUGCUGUAUCGAUUACCUCAAAGAUGGAUAUGCAAUUAGAGUACCUGUGGCCCGACACGAGGGCAGAUUGAGUGGCAGGGGAAUGAUAGGAAAGAAGAGAUUCAUCACCCAUGAUCACAAAUCAUUCCAAGAAGCUCACUUCAGCGUGCUUCAAUAG
Oryza sativa Japonica Group (Japanese rice) is the source of this 2046-nucleotide messenger RNA. RefSeq lists its product as uncharacterized. NCBI's taxonomy places the organism in Eukaryota, Viridiplantae, Streptophyta, Magnoliopsida, Poales, Poaceae. The record is from RefSeq and is a predicted model, not a curated record.